This is a messenger RNA of Linnemannia hyalina, 888 nucleotides long. The record is from the annotation of a GenBank genome assembly. Lineage: Eukaryota; Fungi; Mortierellomycota; Mortierellomycetes; Mortierellales; Mortierellaceae.
AUGAAGAUCUUGUCCAGCGACACGCACCCGGAUCAACCACGGCUAAAUUCCACAUCAGCACCCCAGGAUCUUGCUCAGUCCGGGACCCCGUCAGACCAAGAACCACACAACGACAAUGAGGCCGGCAAGGACGUGAAGGUGUUAGCUGCUGCUGCUGACUACAAUGGAACCCCUCCUCGUGGACAGAGUCUCAAUGCGACAGACCCAGGUGGUCCUUCAACGAUGACGGGCAAGAUUGCCGUCCUGGAGGAACAGAAGAAGCAGGAAAGGCUGGAGAGGAAACGGAAAGCGAUCUACGAGGCGAGGAAAAUGAACGCUCUGGAGAAGAAUCUUGCCGCGUUUGACAUUGUUUGCAGACGGUACAUGCUGGCCUCUGAUCAGCCGAUGCUGAAGAUUGUUCGAAACGGCAAGGAUGUUGAUAGGGAAGAAAAUGAAGGACAGACGACAGAUUAUGAUUCGGAUGAGGAUGACGGUGAAGACAAUGACGAAGAUGCAAAGAUCCAGAGGUGCAGCGACUUUAUCCAAGCGGUGGGCUGUCGCGAACCCCUGGAAGCCGCGGAACACAAGAUCCUGUCGAACUAUUUGAAUACCUAUCUGCUUAGGCGAUGGGAAUAUGCUGGUGGGAGGAGGCUCGAUAUGAGGGGUGUUAGAAACAGCAUGGCUGAACAAAUCCUUUUGUCGAUCAAGAGCCAGAAGCGAACCCCCGAGAGUAGCUGGACGUGGAGCAGUCGCAAGUGGAGUCGAGAGAUGAAUGAGGCGAUCUUACACCACAAGAAGACGGAUUCGUACUGGAAGGCUCGUGCGGCUCUACUUGAUGAUCGACUUGCCAAGUCCUGGCAGGAGAAUGUUGAAGGAGCCAGACGUGAUUUGGAUUCUAGAGCGAAAUAA